Racocetra fulgida is the source of this 233-nucleotide messenger RNA. The record is from the annotation of a GenBank genome assembly. NCBI's taxonomy places the organism in Eukaryota, Fungi, Glomeromycota, Glomeromycetes, Diversisporales, Gigasporaceae.
CCGAAAUCGAUCGCGUUCUGAAGAAGGUUGCCGAAGGAGUUGAAACCUUUGAAGGAAUUUUUGAUAAAAUUCAAGCAACUACUAAUUCUAAUCAAAAGGAAAAAUUGGAGCAAGAUCUGAAAAAGGAAAUUAAGAAACUUCAAAGGCAUCGAGAUCAGAUAAAAACAUGGAUAUCUUCAAAUGACAUCAAGGAUAAGCGUGCAUUGAUUGAAAACCGGCGUAAAAUCGAACAG